GUUCUAAGUGUUCUGCAAUCAUUCCUAGGAACAGGCUAAUAAGAGAACAGAGUGAAAAGCUCCAAACCGAAUCUCUCUCUAUCUACACCCCCCUUUCUCUCUCUAGCUUAGCCCCUCACUAAUUCCUUUACCUCCAAAAUUUUGUCAAAGACCCACUAGGAACAAACAACAAUGGAAGAAAGGAAGUCGAUUCCAGCAGCUGCUGGUGUGGCGAUGAUGAUGAUGAUGGUGAUGAUUUCGCUUACAGGAUCGGCAGCGGCUUACAAGAACUACACGGUGGGGGAUUCUCUGGGUUGGUACGAUCUCUCCGAGAAACCCACCGCCGAUUACCAGAAAUGGGCUGAUUCCCACAAUUUCAGCUUGGGUGAUUUCCUCAUUUUCAACACGAACACCAACCACUCGGUGAUCCAGACGUCCAACCUGACAACCUACCAGCAGUGCGACUACGACGACUCCCUCGAAGCCGACACCACCCAAUGGUCCUCCGGCGACCCUUCCAACACCGCCACCGUCCCCGUCACCGUCGCCGUCCCGCUCCUCCACGAAGGCCCCGCCUUCUUCUUCUCCGGCGACUACGACGGCGACCAGUGCCGCGGCGGGCAGCGGUUCAAGAUCCCCUCCGUCUCCCACGGCCAGGGCCUCCCCGACGGCCUCAAGCCUCCGUCGGAGCAGGCACCCGCGCCCAACAGCGACGACGUCGACAAUGAGGAUUCGGCGCCGGACACCACCGUCCCGGCCGAUUUCAGCCACCCCAAAGGAGGGCCGGGGAGCGGCGGGAGCGACGCGGCCGGCGGCGGCGGUGAUGAUGAUAGUGGUGAUGAUGGUAGCAAGGAGAAGUCGGCCAAGUCGUCGUUGAAGAACUCCGGCGAGCGGUUUGCCGUUUCGCCGUUGAAAUUGGUAGUGAGUGGGAUUUUGGUUAUGUUGGGAGUUGGGUUUUGAUAGUGGGUUGUUAAAGUUGGUCUUACGAUCGACGUCAAUAUAUAUAAUAGCGAAAAUAAGAAUAUUGAUCGCUUCCGAAGCAGCAUGAUAAAAGUCGAAUUCAUUUUUGUCUUUCUUCACUCUUUUUGUUGUUGUUGUUGUUAUUGGCGGUUCUACAGGAGAGAUUGUUGCUAUUCGAUUAUUGUUUUGGGAUGUCUAGAAAAUAAAGAAGAAGAGAUUAUCAUGAUAAUCGUUGUGGGGAAAGUAAUAGGAUUAAUGCUUCCAUAUUUGAAUUUUUGUGGUGCGAGUUUGAUCUCUUUUGUAUCUUUGAGUGUUUAACUUUGUAUGAGUCGCUUCAAUCAUUACCUAUCGCGG
Molecule: messenger RNA, 1293 nt
Organism: Linum tenue
Lineage: Eukaryota; Viridiplantae; Streptophyta; Magnoliopsida; Malpighiales; Linaceae
Source: the annotation of a GenBank genome assembly